Molecule: messenger RNA, 492 nt
Organism: Prorocentrum cordatum
Lineage: Eukaryota; Dinophyceae; Prorocentrales; Prorocentraceae
Source: the annotation of a GenBank genome assembly
AUGCACCCCUGGAGGGAGGACGUGGAGAUCCUCAUGCAGAAGAUGGGCGCCCAUCCGCCGAGAGCCAGCUGCAGGGGGCUGGACAACUGCAGGAACGCCAGCCUCAUAUUGAAAAAGAGCACUUGCCGCCUGCAGAAGCUGGCAGAAGCCUGGGGCGGGGGCCACCCCUUCAUCUCGGCCAUCGCCUGCAACCGUCCAAGAAUCGCCAGCAUCGCCGAGAGUUUCUCGCAGAUUCGUGGGCACUUUCCGUCCACCGGCUUCGUGGCCUUCCUGACCUUCCUGCCAAUCUGCCAGGAGCUGGACCUGUUCGGCUUCGGAGGCUAUGCCACCGCCGACGGGCACAGCGAGUGGAGUGGCCACGACCUGGGAGCCGAGCAUGACAUCGAGGACGCGAUCGCCGCCGGGAAGCAGCCGCCGUGGUCCAAUCCCCACGAUCCCGACGCCUUGGACUGGCUUCUGGCCCACGCAGCCAAGGUCCAGAAUCGGAGGUGA